CGUUCCAACAAGACAAAGACACAGUGAGCAGAAAAACGAUGGGGAAACUUUUAUUUGCAGUAGUCGUUCUGGCUGUCGUUGUGGCAGCUUCGUAUGGUCAGUGCACUGUGAGCUACAGAAAACCCGAUAUAAAACCGUGUCCUGAAGAUACAAAUGAUGAUGGUAAGGACUGCUGGCGAGGAUCUUACGGAAGAGGAGUAGGCCGGCUUCCAGACAAAGCACCUUGUCCAUCGGGACAAAGGGACGAUGGCACAAGUUGCUGGAGUGAUGCACAUAUCUAUGUCAAAGGUUGUUGCUGUACUAUUUGGGGAUGCUGUGACAAUUGCAAAGCCGGAUACAAUGACGACGGCUGCACCUGUCGAAAAACUGAUGUCGGUAUCAAACUGACAUUGUUCCAAAGGUAUCGUUGUAAGAGUGGCGAGGAAAUGUACGGCCAUUUGUGCUACCCUAAAUGUAAAAAGGGAUAUAACGCAACCGGAUGUUGCAUCUGUGUUCCUCGUGGGAAGAUAGGCGUUGAAAUAUGGGCCAAAGAUCGAAAAUAUUGCAAAGACGGAUCACCACUGGUCAAUGGACAAUGUAAAGUUAAAAAAUGCACAUAAGGCCUAAAAUGUUUGUUUCCGGUAUUCCGACAUACCCUGAUUUUUUUUCGCCCGAUCCUAAAUGUUUUUAUUACCUUGGAUAUUUAUUUUUCAAUUUUCAACAAAAAGUUGCAAAGCUGCACUUUGUAUGCCUUAAACAUGAUCAGUGAUGUUAGAAAUCAACUUACUGAUGCUCUCAAUGCAUAACCCUCUUAUUUGUAUUCAUCUUUUUAAACAAAAAUAAUUUUCGAAAAGUCCCCCUAACCCCCCCCCCCACCCCCGAAAAAAAAACAACACACACACACACACGUAUACAAAAAAUACCGGAAACAACCUACGUUUUUUAGGCGUAAGAACUCUCUCUUCAAAAACAUUAAAGUGAAAUCGACACAGUUUAAAACGAUAUUGGACAAAAAUCAUGCCGACUUUUUAUUAAAUGAAAUGAAUUAUUACAAUCAUCAUUAAACAAAAUAUAAAUAAAUACAAGCGAAAGAAAUGAAAUAUGCUCCGUAAAAAAAUAAAAAACAAUUUAAAUUUUACAUGGUUAUUAGCAACAUUUCUGUUCUAUUUACAAGGAAGGAAUCAAUAUGAUUAUAUUUUGAUAUUGAUCACGGAAAUUUAUCUUCCCAUAGUAGAAUACCAUAAAGUUAACUGGCUGUCUAGUACUUACAUUUGUUGCUAUAUAUCUCUUUUGUUUUGGUCAUUUUUUUCACGUAAUUCGAAAUGUAGAUCUAAGCUAUGAGCUAUAUAUAUCUAUUAUAUACCUAUAAAACUUUUGUCGAAACUACACAUGAUUUUCACAAAUAAAUAUGAAC
Molecule: messenger RNA, 1393 nt
Organism: Mercenaria mercenaria
Lineage: Eukaryota; Metazoa; Mollusca; Bivalvia; Venerida; Veneridae
Exons: 3
Coding region: 39-599 (186 amino acids)
Source: RefSeq, a predicted model, not a curated record